AAUGCGGAAGUGAAAGUGUAGUAGUAUGCGUUUAUAUUUUCUUCCUCAGCUGGUGAUUAACUCGUAAAAACAGCACAGCAUCGUCAAUAUGUCUGUAGCAAAUGCGAAACAAACAAUAACGAAUCCAACGAUUCCUUAUGCUGGGACCAUCCUGGGCGGACUUCAUCCCGGAGAGAUGGUGCUCAUCCAGGGCAGUGUUCCCAGUGACUCCGACAGGUUCCAGGUGGACCUGACCUGCGGGAGCAGCGUGAAGCCUCGGGCAGAUGUGGCUUUUCAUUUCAAUCCUCGCUUCAAGCGCUCCCCCUGCGUCGUCUGUAACACGCUGCAGAACGAGAGCUGGGGAAAAGAGGAGAUCCACUACCUGAUGCCCUUCAGGCACGGCGCUGCCUUUGAGAUCAUCAUACUCGUACAGAAAGAUUUGUUCAAGGUGGCGGUAAACGGCUCUCAUCUGCUGGAGUACAGGCACAGGUUAGAGCUCAAGAAGGUGGACACGCUGGCCAUAUCAGGGAAGGUUCAGAUCCAGGCCAUUGGGUUCAUUCCCAGUUCAGUGAGUAAGAACCCCAUGACACCUACAAACGUCGCUGUGAGCAAAAGAUCACUCCCUUAUUCAGUCAUUUCGGAGUCAGGUGACAUGAGUCUUCCUUUUAGGAGCAAACUUGCGAAAGGAUUGCGUCCAGGAGACACCAUUAUGGUGACGGGGCAAAUCACUGAUUCCCCAAAGAGUUUCUCAGUAAACUUGCGCAUCAGUAACUCGGAGGACAUUGCUUUUCACUUAAACCCUCGUUUCAAAACUAAAACCUUCGUCCGAAACUCUUUCCUGUGGGGUUCCUGGGGGUCCGAGGAGCUCUCCCUCUCUAGCUUUCCCUUCUCACCUGGUCAAUACUUUGAGAUGAUCCUCCUGUGUGAAGCCCAGGAGUUUAAAGUGGCAGUAAACGGGUCCCACCAGCUGAGUUACAAGCACCGUGUGCAGGAUCUGAAUUGUGUGGAUGUGCUAGAGAUUGCGGGAGAUCUAGAGCUCAAGGAUGUCAAGAUGUGGUGAGCAGCUCCAGCUUGAAGACCAUUCCCAUGUAUUCUCUAAUCAUGUAUAUUUAAUCAACCUGUGACUAUGCUAAUCUCAACUACCGGUACCUUGUUAAGGUUGUAAUUUGAAAGUGGACUAGUGUGCUAGACCUGGAGUUUGGUUUGUUUACAUUUUUAUGUCACUAUCACUGGCUGGUUUGAUCGGUCUAAAAAAAUUCUACUCCUCAACCACUUUAUUUAACUAUUCGCACAUUUAAACUAGGGCUGCACGAUAUAUCGUUUAGCAUCAAUAUUCCGCGGCAUGGUUGUAAUGGUCAAAAAAGGUUGUAGACCACGUACAUAACAGAUGGAUGGAAAAACUCCCGUCUGGCAGGUUAUUAAUAGUUGUGAGACAGUAACUGUACUGUCUGUCGGUCCGGCCAUUUGUUUCACAAUCAUUACAAACUAAUUCCAGGCAUUUGCAAUUACAGAUUUACAGGGUAGAUAUAUCCAACCAUAAACCUUUUCAAUAAUGAGUAUAAUAAUUGAGUUGAGUUUUAUUUCAUUUUCCUGUCUGCAGAAGGUGUAUACCAGAGAAGCAAAUGAUUAGCUAAUGAAGCCUGCACUAAUGCAUUGGCAUGAUAGCCUUGAAGGAUUAUCAAAUCAAUAAUCACAUUUGCCAUUAAGUUCCAGAAACUGAAGAUCAGUUAGUCGUCUUUUUUUUUUUUUUUUCAGAUCUAUGCAAUUUUCCAAUGGCUUACAAUUGCUUUUUGCUACUAAUAAUUUUAAGAAUUGUCUGAUAAUUUGUGAUAUAUUAUAAAAUAUAUACAUUUCAUUUGUUGUUGUUUUUCCCCUUUGAGAUCUGUUGAUCAAUGUAUUAGAAACAAGCAAUAUUAUAAUAUAAUAAAAACUUAAUAUAUACCUUU
This is a messenger RNA of Pimephales promelas (fathead minnow), 1925 nucleotides long. RefSeq names its product galectin 8a (gene lgals8a). The record is from RefSeq and is a predicted model, not a curated record. Gene Ontology annotation, cellular component: cytoplasm. Gene Ontology annotation, molecular function: carbohydrate binding. NCBI's taxonomy places the organism in Eukaryota, Metazoa, Chordata, Actinopteri, Cypriniformes, Leuciscidae.